AAGAAUUGAACCAGAAUUAUUGAAAAUGAUUCAGCAUAACUCUCUCUUUGACCAGUUUUCAUCACACAUCCAAAAUCAUACACAUUUAUCAGCUUGCUUACCAUUAAUAACACCUAAAAUAGCUACUGGUAGUCUUGUAGUUCAAGAUGAAUUUAAUGGAAUGGACUACCUAGAAUUCUUAUCAAUGUCUAAAAAUGAAACAUUAGAUUUGUUAAUUGAAUAUUAUCGCAAUGCUUAUAAUGAAGAUUUUGUGGCUUUGUCUGAUAUUCAUAUUAUGCAAUCUAAUGCUAUUCCAAUAUUUCUGAAGAUAAAUAUUUAUGGGAGGUUACAACUUAGCACUGAAGUUUUUAGAUCAACAUAUUUGAAAAGGUAUAUCAAUUCAGCUAAGAUAUUAUCACAAUUUAUCGAUGACAAUUCUAAGAAUACUUAUUCUGGUAUUGUUCAAUAUUAUUUUGAACAUACUGUAUAUUUUCUGAACUUAAGAGAAUCUAAAAAACAUUCAUUAGUAUUUGUGAGAUGGUAUUUUCUGGCAAAAGGUCGUAAGACUAGAUUCUAUUGUCAAAUUAAUAACGAUAUUAGUUCUUGUAAUAUUGAAUUAUGA
Messenger RNA from Funneliformis mosseae, 601 nucleotides. The record is from the annotation of a GenBank genome assembly. Lineage: Eukaryota; Fungi; Glomeromycota; Glomeromycetes; Glomerales; Glomeraceae.